AGUCCGCACUAAGAAAUGCCAUCGCAGAGUAGAUAACCCACUAACACCGUCGAAAACGAGAAAACAUUACGACUUGCCGAACGAAAUUUCAAUACUCGUCUCAAGGAACAUUUUUUGACAGUGCCGCGUGAAGUUUGUGAUAAUUGUGAUAACAGGUUGUGGAGUACAAGUUUCCAACUGGAUUAACUGGAGCAGUACUGACCGGCCAUUAGUGUCUUUAUUCUUUCUCGAGCGAAAGGACAAAAGAUCAAAAAUCUUCGAAAAAAGAAAAUUCACAAUAGGAGUGCCAAGUGUCGGAAUGGUUCUUUGUGAGUUCAGUAACCUGCGAGCAUGAAGUAGAAUUAACAAUAUGACGAGCCAGAUUCAUCAAAGCAGACCAGGAAGUGGAUUUAGCCUCUCUGAGCUCGAUUUGGCAGCCAUAAGGAGACUACUAGACCAAGAACAUUCAGCCGGUACGAUAUGUCCCAGUUGCGAAAUGCCCUUUGAUAAAGGUAAAAAACGACGACUGAUUGACAACUGUGGCCACGAGAGAUGUUAUUCCUGCAUGUUCACGAACGAAGCUUGUCCGCUGUGUGGUUUGAAUGGAUCAACAAUUCAGAAUGGGGGAUCAAUGACGCAUGACUUGGGCUGUAAUGGACUCAGAGGAUCAGAAAUAACACUUUAUGGAGAAACACAGUUCAGUAUCGACAAAUCGGAAAAAAUGCAACCAAGAACCAAAGUCAAAACCAAUGGCCAUUUCACAACAUUCAUGCAGAGUCGUCAGGACCUAUCUACGUCUGGCACAGAGGCGGGCCACCCCGAGAAACUACCAAAGACCAGGCCCUCGAACCCGCGGCCCCGACCGACGCACUCCGACUCUGUGAUGACACAGAGCUGCCCCACUCCGCCCCAGGCGCGGAAGAAAUUCUUCCUCAACUCGAAGGUGCUCAGGAGUCCGCUGCUGAGCAGGAGCAGCAAGCAGCAGGAGACGGCGUUGUCGGCGGUAAUGACGUCAUCAACAACAUCGAACGAAGGAAGACAUUGGCCCAGCGUGGUUCUGGGAAAAAUCAGAUCACUUUGGUCGGCAGGAUCUUCUAGUUCCAACACUGGCCUCAAUCAACUAGUUACAUCAGAUGACGAAGCCACUCUCAAACCCGCCCCUAUAAAAAAAUCAUCCGAAAACGAUAUGUACAUGCGACUGGGGCUCCUUUUGGGCGAUGGUGCUAGGAGAUCAAAACGUACUCAAGGUCGUAACCAUGAGUCGUGCUCAUCACUUGCUAGCUGCGAAACUUCUGCGAUGUUAUCGACGAAUACGAGUCCAGUAUCGACUCUAACUGGAAGCUCAGAGGAUCAGCACAGAACCAACCCCAGUUCAGAUAGCGUAGGAUCGCUUAUGUCUAUGUCCAUGUCUGGACAAAGCAACUGCAGUUCCAGUCCUGUUAGUAGAAGGCAUAGUGUAACCACAUCACAACCUGGCCAUGUGGAAGACUUGAACCUCUUCAGAAAUAGAAGAACAUGCAUACGAAGAUCGGCAAGGACUGAUAAUGUCAAAGGUUCUGCAGACCCUCGAAUACGUUUCAGGCAGUACAAUAAUCCACAGCUCACACUAAAACCAUUGUUUUUCGAAGUACCUCUCCAAGAACCCGAUCCUAUAUUCCUUGGAAGGCACUGGCUCAUCAAAGAAAUAGAAAAUAUAACGGGUUCUUCAAGUCCUGGGGUUCUUAUUACCGGCAAUCCAGGAACAGGCAAAACUGCUCUCAUUCUGCAACUCGUAGAAUACAGCUGUUUUGGUCGCAGGAAAGAAUCAGUAUACCAAUCAGUACAUUCACCAGAACGAUCUCGUAGUCCCCAGAGCAUUUACUAUCAAAUAGACCUCGUCGCCGAUAAGAUCAAGAAGCUAGCUAGUACCAUAGUAGCGUACCACUUCUGCCAAGCUGAUAACAAUAACACUUGCCUAGUACCUGAUUUCAUCCACUCUUUGGCAGCACAGUUGUGUCAAGCUCCACAACUAGCAUCAUAUAGAGAGCACCUGCUGAACGAGCAACACCUUCAAAAUAUCCUAUCUAUCAAAGAAUGUAUAGCAAACCCUGACAUUGCUUUCACCAGUGGAAUUCUUGAACCUCUAGCUAGCUUAAGACGAGUGGGUAAAAUUGACAAUGCCAACUGUGUUAUACUUAUUGAUGCCUUGUGUGAAGCCGAAUAUCACAGGCCUGAUCAUGGUGAUACUAUAACCACAUUCCUAGUUAAGCACAUGUCAAGCUUUCCUUCUUGGUUGAAAGUAGUAGGAACGGUGAGGACACAGCUGCAAGAACUGACAAAGCAACUCCCCUAUACUAGGAUAUCUUUGGAUAAUGUACACUCGAAUGAAAAUAUACAAAAAGAUAUUCUAGGAUAUAUAAACUUCAGGCUGCAAAAUAGUCCUACGAUACAAAGUAAUAUAACGAUACCUGGUGCGAAGCAGGAAAGCAAUAGUGUGUCACAACACAAAUUCUCGCAGCAUCUACUUAGUUCUAGUCAAGGCUCUCUUCUAUUCGCCAAACUCACUCUGGAUUUACUAGAAAGAGGGCAACUGGUUGUGAAAUCUUCAGGUUACAGAGUACUACCCAUAACCUUAGCUGAAAUCUAUCUACUUCACUUCAAUUUGAGGUUUCCAACAAUACGUUCUUAUGAGAAAGUGAUCCAUAUACUCAGCGUUUGUUUGGCAGCACUUUAUCCCUUAACACUAUUAGAAAUAUAUUAUUCCCUGAAUUCCAUAUUAGUGGAUAAUUUCUUGCCAUGGAGCGAGUUCCUACAAAGAUUCAAGUUAUUAUCUGGAUUCCUCGUAAAGAGGUUAGACAAUACCUAUAUGUUUUUCCAUCCUUCAUUCAGAGAGUGGCUCAUAAGAAGAGACGAGAAUGAGCCUACGAAGUUUCUCUGCGAGCUUAGAUCCGGGCAUGCAGGAAUUGGCUUCAGACUCUCUCGGGUUCAGGCUCCCUUAGAUCCUGAAAAAACUUUAGAACUAGGGCACCACAUACUGAAGGCACAUGUAUAUAGGAAUAUGUCGCUGCCAGCCAUAAGUUCCAGGGAUUUACAGGCUUUCUGGAUAUCCGAGAGUUCUGAGAAUGUGUCAGCCGCUGUUUGUCACCUGAGGAAUAUCUACAAUCCGAAUGUGAAGGUUUCCCGAUUGUUGCUGCUGGCUGGAGCAUCUCCUAACCAUAUUACUGAUUUUUUGGGGAAUGCUCCUGUACUGUGCAUGUUCUCCAAUGAAGGCAUCGUCCCCAUGGUAUCCCUCCUCCUCGAAUUCGGCGCCGACGUCGAACUGACCAACAGCCAGGGCUGCACCGCCCUGGCCCUCGCCUCCGCCAAGGGCCACUGCGACGUGGUGAGGCAGCUCAUCGCAGCAGGCGCCUCUCCCGGCCACGCAGACACCGCCGGCCACUGCCCGUUGGGCCACGCGGCGCGCAAUGGCCGCCUCAACGUCGUCGGGUACCUGCUGGCAUGCGACUGGGUGGGGAGGGGCGGGAAAGGGGAGGACGUGGGAUUGGCGGAGGCCGCGCAGCAGGCGCUCGUGGCCGCUGCCGGGCAGGGCCACGCGGAGAUCGUGGAGUAUUUGCUGGAUAUGGCGGAGGUGGACGUGGAUCUGGCCGAUUCCAUUACGGGUGAAACCGCCCUAACUAUCGCCGCAGCAAACGGGUGCCACACAGUGUGCUCAGCACUCAUCAACAGGGGUGCGAACAUCUCUACUACCAACCGAAAAGAUCUGUCACCACUGCUCUUGGCAGUGAAAGAAGGGCAUUGGGCGGUCGCCGAAAGACUGAUACAAAACUAUGCGGCCAUUGAACAAUGCGAUUCUGUUGGUCGGUCUCCCCUCAUGGUUGCUUCUUCAGAGGGACACUUAGGAAUCAUCGAGCUAUUGUUAGAUCGAGGUGCAGAUAUAAACAAAGAAGAUCGCGAAGGUCUAACCUCCCUCUGCUGGGCCUGCCUCAGGGGCAAACUCCAAGCGGCCCAGUGCCUCGUGGAACGCGGGGCAGACAUCAACCACAACGACAAAACCGGUCGCACCCCCCUGGAUCUGGCAGCCUUCCAGGGCAACCCCACGCUGGUGCAGUUCCUGCUGGACAGGGGCGCGUUGAUCGAACACGUGGACAUCAAUGGCAUGCGGCCGCUGGACAGGGCUAUCGGCUGCAGGAACAUACAGGUCGUUCAGUGCUUCCUGAAGAAGGGGGCUAAGUUGGGACCAGCUACUUGGGCCAUGGCAGCAGGCAAACCAGAUAUCAUGCUCAUACUUCUCAACAAACUUUUGGAAGACGGCAACAUCCUUUAUCGUAAAAGUAGACUCCGAGAAGCAGCCCAUCGCUACCAGUAUGCCCUCAAAAAAUUCCCUACAGAAGACCAGGCAGAACAUAACAAGACCUUCAAUCAACUAAAAAUCAACUUCUUGCUGAAUUAUUCCCGAUGUAAAAGGAAACUGAACGAACCAGAAGAUGCUGUUGAACUGGCCAACCAAGUCAUUGAAAUGAAGCCCGACUCGUACGAAGCCUUCUACGCUAGAUCCAAGGCAAAAAUCGACAUGAGAAUGUACGAGAGUGCCUUGAGUGACGUCAAAGAAUCCCAACGUCGAGCGCCAUCUCAAGGUAGUGAGAUGAAAGUACUGAAUUGCCUCCUAGAAGAAAUAGCUAAUAAAAUGUCUUCUGCAAGAAGCAUAUCACAUCAAAGAGACUUUGCUAUUUCUGUAGAUACAUUACAUGAAUAGACUAGGAAUAUUUGAAAUUAUAUUGAACGAGUGCCUUAUGGAGUGCAUUAUUUAAAAGACUGAGUCAAAAUUGAAUAUUGUGAAUAUAGGUACUUUAUAGGAUACGUAUACGCUCUGUAUAUAACUUGAUUUUAUUUAUUUGACUGUUGAUUUUUGUUUUUCUUCGAGAUUUUUCUCAUCAUUCCCGUAGAUACGAUUGUUCAGAUUGUUAUUUAUUAUUUCAAAGAUUUUUUUAUGUAAAAAAUUCUCUUAUUCGGAUAGAAACAUAUUUUUCAGGUUCAUAAAACAAAAUAAUGUGAUGUUAUGUUCCUAUCAGAUUUUUAUGUUCAUCCAUGAUUUAGUAUACUCUGGUUCUCUUGUCACUUCAUCACCAAUAAUUUUUCACUCAAUUCAAUUUGUAGAUAUAUCGGGUGAUCUGAAUUUUCGAUUUCUGGCCGUAAUAUAUUCAAUAAUAUGAAUUUUUUCAGCAUGAUACAAUGCUGAAUUCAUACGUGAACUUUUUCCCUACUUAUUUUGUACAUUUCAGAAUAAAUCAAUAUAGCUUUAUGUUAGUUGUUCCUUCGUUAUUUUUUAUAGGUGAAAAUUCGAUACAAUGCAAUUCAUUUAAUAGAAUAGUUUUAAUUAUUUGUUAAUGAUUAUUACAUGAAUAUCUGCAAGUUGUGUAUUAAAUACUUGAUUCUUGCCAAGCAUUUUUUUAUGUACAUCCAAUUAUAUUCAGUAUUUUACAAGUUUUGGCAGUACAACUGUGUUGUGUGAGAAAUGUUUUAUUUAUUGAGUAAGAUUAUAAAGGUGCUAUAUCUCCCAGAAAAUUGUAUUUUGAUGAAAUGCAAUAAAGAUUAUAAUCACUU
Molecule: messenger RNA, 5559 nt
Organism: Phaedon cochleariae (mustard beetle)
Lineage: Eukaryota; Metazoa; Arthropoda; Insecta; Coleoptera; Chrysomelidae
Source: the annotation of a GenBank genome assembly